AUGGCUCUCCUAACAAGCCGGAACGCCGCCGCCGGCGGUAAGCUACUCCGAUGCGCCGCCGCAGCAGCUAUCCCCACCAUCCGACAACUAUCCUCCUCCGCAUCUACAAUCACCGUCGAAACCAGCGUCCCUUUCACCGGCCACAGGAUCGAUCCGCCCUCGCGUUCCGUCGAAACCACGUCCGAGGAGCUCAUGUCGUUCUUCCGCGACAUGGCGUUGAUGCGCCGCAUGGAAAUCGCUGCCGACUCUCUUUACAAGGCCAAAUUAAUCCGCGGGUUUUGCCAUCUUUACGACGGCCAGGAAGCGGUGGCGGUUGGUAUGGAAGCUGCGAUUACCAAAAAGGAUUGCAUAAUUACGGCUUAUAGGGAUCACUGUAUUUUCCUGGGACGCGGGGGAACUUUGCUGGAAUCGUUUGCUGAAUUGAUGGGAAGGAAAGAUGGGUGUUCCAGAGGGAAAGGCGGCUCUAUGCAUUUUUACAAGAAAGAAGGGGGAUUUUAUGGAGGACACGGAAUCGUUGGGGCACAGGUUCCGUUAGGGUGUGGUAUAGCUUUAGCUCAGAAGUAUAGAAAUGACGAAAAUGUGACCUUUGCGUUGUACGGUGAUGGUGCUGCGAAUCAGGGACAGUUGUUUGAGGCUCUAAAUAUGUCUGCUUUAAUGGACCUGCCUGCCAUUCUAGUCUGCGAAAACAAUCACUAUGGUAUGGGGACUGCAGAAUGGAGGGCAGCAAAGAGCCCAUCUUAUUACAAGAGAGGGGAUUAUGUUCCUGGUUUGAAGGUAGAUGGCAUGGAUGCUCUGGCUGUGAAACAGGCAUGCAGUUUUGCAAAACAAUAUGCCUUGAAGAAUGGCCCAAUUAUUCUCGAGAUGGACACUUAUAGGUACCAUGGACACUCCAUGUCUGAUCCUGGGAGUACAUAUCGUACACGUGAAGAGAUCACUGGCAUCAGACAGGAGAGGGAUCCAAUUGAAAGGGUCCGGAAGCUUUUACUAGCCCACGACAUAGCAAAUGAGAAAGAGCUUAAGGAUAUUGAAAAAGAAGUGAGGAAAGAAGUCGAUGAUGCAAUAGCAAAAGCAAAGGAGAGUCCAAUGCCUGAUCCUUCUGAACUCUUUACCAAUAUUUAUGUUAAAGGCUUCGGAUCUGAGUCUUUUGGGGCAGAUAGGAAAGAAGUUAGAGCCACCCUUCCAUGA
Messenger RNA from Oldenlandia corymbosa var. corymbosa, 1185 nucleotides. NCBI's taxonomy places the organism in Eukaryota, Viridiplantae, Streptophyta, Magnoliopsida, Gentianales, Rubiaceae. The record is from the annotation of a GenBank genome assembly.